Messenger RNA from Peronospora farinosa, 1719 nucleotides. The record is from the annotation of a GenBank genome assembly. Lineage: Eukaryota; Oomycota; Peronosporomycetes; Peronosporales; Peronosporaceae.
AUGGAGCCACUCUCGUUUGCCGAAGCUGCAAGACGUGUAGGCGUUAAACGCGACGUCUUCUUCCGCCGUGUACUCGUAUCAGAUGCUGACGUACAACAGCAGAUGCUUGCACGUAUCUCAGAUGAGCUACAGGACCUACUAGCACGUCAAGACGCGACACUCGUGACUGAUUUCUUCCCCACUGCACUGCGUCUCACGCUGGACGCGCCGUUUUCAGCGAUUCGAGAAACACUUGGACAGAUUGUGGACGUUGUCGAACAUAAAUUUCCUCAAGUUCAGGAACUUCGUGCUCGUCAGAAGCGUGUCUCUUACUUUUUUGCCAAUGGAGACACUCCAGAGGACAAUGCACUGGAGAGCGUCCGUCGUGUGGACGAUGAAACGUUGCAUUCGCUUUUCCAGGACUCGUUUCUACGCACAGGCCGUGUGACGCACUUGAUGCAGAUCUUGGCAUGGCAUCGUAGUUAUUUGGAGCUUUUUGACCGGAGUUUAGCAGCUACAAUGACACGGGAUGGUCCGUUACCACUACAUUGGAGAAGCUAUAUUGCUGUCAUGGGAGCCAGUGAGUUGAGAUGUCAUUAUCUUGCAGAUUUACAGCAAUACAACUUUGUGGUAAAUGGAGGAGAUGGCGAGUGGAUUAAAGGACUGGACUAUGUACCACCUAAGCUCUUUCGCCUACAUGAACUUAGCUCAUUGCUGGCUCAUAGACCGUGGAUGUUGACGGCAGACCAUGUCUCGGAGCUACUACGCUCGGAUCAGGACGACUCAUGGUCGGUUUCGGAACUUGUACAUGCCAUUAUUGUAUUGUGUCAAGCCCAUUCGAUGGCCAGCAUUGCAUUGGGUGUUGGGUGUGCUGAGGAAGUGGAUCUAGCGGUCUUUGGACAGUUUGGAUAUGCACUGGAAGCCGAGUCGGCUACGUUGGAUGGUGUGGAUAACCAGGAAGGAAUCGAUGCCAGCAGCUGCAGUAGCGUGGACCUGUCAACCAUUGACCGCGACGACGACAUGCUGCUGACACAGCUGAAGAAGAACAGCGGUCUGGACAGCGAUACAGCGGAUGAAGAGGAAGAGACUGCAGAACAACAGCAAAAUAGAGAAGAUGAUGUGGAUUACGAGGAAGAAGAUCGAGUUGUUGAUGGUUUUGAAGUGGUCGUUGAUGAGGCAGAUGACGGAGUGAAUGCGACAACGCCUAGUAGAAGAAUUGACACACUCUGGCGCUUUUGUGGUGGAAGCGUCAUCCGCUAUGCUGACUUUGAUGUACAAUCUGAGAAGUACGAGGUGUUACACACGGAGGACUUUAGUUGGGACGAACACUGUUUUUCUCUUGUGAAGCGCUACUUUCCAGGCGAAGCUGGCCAGAUCCUCGAGGAUCUGUUUAACUUGACAAGCAAGUUGACAUACGAUUACUUUGGCGUGCAGAAGGAAGAGUUUGUGGACACUAGCCCGUACCGUGAUGCUGUGUGGUACUACGUACACCGUAUCUUUGGUAUUUGCCACGAUGACUACGACUACCGCCAGGUGAACACAUACUUGAACCGACCGACCAAGAUCUUUCUUAAGAAGGUUGCCUGUACGCCCUGGAAAGUACGCGAGGAAGAUUUCGCGCACUUCGACCGAACACUCAGUCCUUCGGAGAAAUGCCAUGUCAUCCUACUUGUUGCCGAGGCACGCAAGCAGGCUGGACUCAUGUAUGGCCUGCGCGCCGUGAUGAAUCACAUGCGUUGA